AUGGUGUCGACGAAGUCCAUGACGACAGCUGAGAAUGCAGCCAAGGCGACGCAGGAGCAGGCCGUGACUGCGGCCACGACGGGGCUGCAGUCUUCCGUUGAUGGCGCACAUGGGGUUCCCAGUCCGCGAAACGGGGAGCUGGAAGACGAGAUGGAGAAGGAGGCGAUUCGAGUCUCCUUGGACCGCCUGGUAGCUGCGUUCGAGACAGAGCCCGUGGAGAGGCUGGCGGAGAGGCGCGAGCGGGAGGAGGAGUCCCGGCGGGUCUGGCGGCGGUUCGAUGAGGUCCAGGCGGCCUUGGAGGCGCUGCGCGGCGCGCAACCACCCCCACAGAAGAGCAACGGCGACGGCACAGGGGGAAGCGGGCUGAGCGCGGCGGGAGAGUCGCCGGCGGGCGGCGGCGCAGAGGGGAGCGACCCGGUCGCGCCGGGUGGUUCGCCGACAGGCGGAACGACGACUGAGGACCUACCUCCGGCGGCCGAUGUGAUGGAGGCGGCGGCAGUGGCGGCCAGCGAGGGCGACCAGGCAGGGGCUUCCGAGCGUGUGGGCCACGGUCAGCUAGGGUGCGGCGGUGGGCCUGGGCUUCUGCCUACGCCGACCGCCUAG
Linum trigynum is the source of this 603-nucleotide messenger RNA. The record is from the annotation of a GenBank genome assembly. Lineage: Eukaryota; Viridiplantae; Streptophyta; Magnoliopsida; Malpighiales; Linaceae.